Molecule: messenger RNA, 2019 nt
Organism: Parnassius apollo (apollo)
Lineage: Eukaryota; Metazoa; Arthropoda; Insecta; Lepidoptera; Papilionidae
Source: the annotation of a GenBank genome assembly
AUGAUGUCGCUGAGGUCCAAGGCCCUGGCGCUUGUGGAGGUGCUUUUGCGAGUUCCACCGCUGUUUGUGGUGGAUGAGUUUUUGAAGAUCAGUUUGGGAUUGCCGGUGUCGAGCGGCGAGGAGGUUUCGGUGCUUAGCAACGUGACAAUCGACCACGUAGAUGUUACUGAAGCAGAUGUGAACUACUACGAUGCGAACUUCUAUAAUGCUUUCCUUUUUACUUUCUUCAAGUUCGUUAUCUGCUGUUUAGGAUGCAUGUCAUCGCUCUGCGUGUUCGUGCUAUACACCAAGCACCUAAUCAUAGUUUACCUGUACCUCAUCUCUCUAGGGAUAGUGUUCGUGUCCUACUGGACCAACGUGUCGGCGAUCAAGCAGAUUCAAGCACUAACCCUAGCUGCCUCAUCCCCACAUCCCUCCCCAAGCAUACUCGAAGACAUUCUUAAUUUAAAUUUAAAAAAUUUACUCGAUCUCGAUGGCCCCGGCGUUCUAGUCAUACAAAAUUUUAUUAUACAGUUUGGCUUAGCAUUCCUCUUUAAAAAUGUCCACCUCGGACCUCGCAAUCAGACUGUACAGAAGCUAUUGCCUAUUAGUUUUAUGGCACCAUCGUUCCUGGCGAUGUUACCGGUUCCGCCAAAUCUUUUGCAUCAUUCCCCGGUCUUCUCUUCGCUGUUGCCACUCUUUCUUGUCAAAUAUGUCCUCUGGACUUCAGCUUAUGCGAUUGUGCAAGUUAUCUACACUGGCUACCAGCACGGCAGGCUCUUCAUAAGUAAUUACGGUCUAUCUGCAUUAGUCGAGACCGAGUGGAUGCGUUUGAACGUACCAUGUGUUUUGAGGGUAUUUUGGGUGUUAAGAGUGGCGGAACAUGCGAUUCUGCUCCUGAUGGACAACUACGACGAUGAUAAUGAAGAGGUAUUAAAGGUUUCCACUCUACUAGCCGUUCAGUCUCUAGCCUCAAUGGCAAAAUCGUUGCUAGUAACAGGAUGUGAGACCAUAACUGCUGUUCUCGGGAUGACUUCGGUCAUAUCUUUCUUCUGUCACUACAUCGGCAAUUUCUUCCAAUGGAUCCUAAUGACAGACGAGGAAGAAGACAAAAGCAUAGGUACGGUUUCCGCUAUACUAUUUUAUAUACUGGCAUUGCAGACUGGUUUGACUUCACUGAACCCUGAGAAAAGAUUUAUUCGACUAUGCAGAAAUUUUUGCUUGCUGUUCACAGCUCUGCUACACUUUUUGCACAACAUCGUCAAUCCUAUGUUGAUGUCUCUGAGUGCGUCACACAAUCCUAGUACCCAUCGGCAUGUCCGCGCGUUAGGAGUCUGUGCAUUUCUUAUUAUAUUUCCAAUUUCCCUACUUGUGUAUCUGUGGUCCCAGCAUUCCAUAUCUACUUGGCUGUUAGCUGUUAGCGCUUUCAGCAUAGAAGUUAUUGUUAAAGUCGUUGUCAGCCUCAUGAUCUACUCCUUGUUCCUCAUAGAUGCUUACAGAAGCACAUUCUGGGAACAAUUGGACGAUUACGUAUACUACAUUCGUGCUUUCGGUAAUACCAUUGAGUUCUGUUUCGGCAUUUUUCUCUUCUUCAACGGAGCUUGGAUUUUGUUAUUUGAGUCGGGCGGCGCAAUCAGGGCUAUGAUGAUGUGCAUUCACGCUUACUUUAACAUUUGGUGUGAAGCUAGAGCCGGUUGGUCAGUUUUCAUGAAAAGAAGGACGGCCGUGAACAAAAUUAACUCCUUGCGAGAAGCUUCCUCUGACCAGUUAAAUCGUUUGGAUGACGUUUGCGCGAUAUGCUACCAAGAAAUGCAUUCCGCCAAAAUUACGCGCUGCAACCACUUCUUCCACGGCGUCUGCCUCAGGAAAUGGCUCUAUGUCCAAGAUAGGUGUCCUCUGUGCCACGAUAUUUUAUAUAAAAUAGACAACGACCCCAAUAAAGAUAACAACUCCGAAGCCGGCAACGAAGAAAACAGUAACAAUCAGAACCUACUCUUAGAAGAGGAGCCAGAUUUGUUUCUAGGCGACGGUGUGAGGUGA